AUGGCAAAUGCAACUUACAAAGCCACAAUCACCAACAAUUCUCGAGGCAUUGGGGUUAUUGUGGUGCCAAACAUCCUAUCCUUCAAGGCAACCCAUGAAACGAAGUUAUUUGUGGUGACAGUUGCGGGUGAAGAAUUGAGAGGAUUUGCUUCAACUGAUCUUGAAUGGUCGGGUUUUUCAGAUAAAAAGGUGGACGCUGAAGAGUACUCUCGUGUGGUUCUCUUGUCUGAUAUGACUAAGGUCCUGUAUAAUGAUCCCGGCUUAUGGAAAGUGUUAGAUUGUUGUAUAACUGCUGAAGUGCCUGGGAGGACUGAAAAGAUGCUGGUAAGUGAUGAUAAUGUUCUUGCCGAUGUAUUUGAGUUGUGUCAAAAUCAGAAGUGUAUAAAUAUCUAUCUUGAUGAUGUUAAGUUGCUUUUGGAUGAUCCCGAGGGUGGUAAUUUAGGUGGUUCUAAUUUGCAUGUAAGUAAGGAUUCUGGACUUUGUGAGAAGAGCCAUCACUUGAAUGAGAAUUUUGGAAAUAUGACUGCUAGUGGAUCUGGUUUUGAUGUGUGGAAUGGUGUUGAUGUAGGAUAUUCAGACAAUUAUGGUGGUUUAUUAUUAAGUGGAUUUGGUAGCUCACAGGUCACUAUCAAUGGUGGUUGUGAAGACCCUAAUCCAGCUGUGGCCGUGAAUUUUAACACAAAUGGUGUAAACAUUGUUGGAGCUGAUGUCAAUACUUUUCUAAAUGUCCCUGAAGUGAAGCAGAAGCGUAAGAGGAAGAGAAGGAUAACAAAGAAUAUUAAAGAAAUCAAUGAUCUUAGAAAGAGUAGUCAGAGAAUAAAAAAUGCUGGAGGAGACACAUUUGCAAAUGAUUAUAUAUGUGAAAAUGGUGACUUUAGUACAUCUCAAAAUGUUGGGUUUAGACUAACUGCAAAUGGUGACAAUGGAACUUGUGAAAGCUUCAGGGAAAAUGCACAACUAGCUGGGGAAGAUGUAACUAAUGCUAAUGGGGAAGAGCAAAAUGAUGAGAGUAGUGAUGAACUAUAUUGUUUGAGCGAUGAUGAUCAGGGUCUAGAAGAAGAAGAUGAGAUGUUAAGAAGAUACACAAAGAAUUCGAAAAGUGAUCAUGAUUCAGAUCAUAUUGGCUUGUCAUUAGAUCAAUGGACUACAUCAAAAAAAAUCAACCCGGAUGCAUAUCAAUAUGUUGAUGACCUUGAUGAACAGACUUGGGCAAGACAUGCCUUUUCAGAAAGUUUGAAGUGUGAGCAUAUCACAAAUAAUAUUUCAGAGUCAUUUAACAGUUGGGUUGGAGACUUGAGAGGUAAACCUGUUGUGGUGAUGUAUGAUACAAUCAGAGGAAGAUUGAUGUCAAAAAUUCACACGAGAUAUGCAGAGGCUACUUUGUGGGUAUAUGAUGUAACCCCAAGAGUUAUAAAACAGCUCAAAGCAAAUGCACAAGCCUCAAGAACUCUGAAAUUUUGGUGUUUCCAAGACAAACUUUUCGAGGUUAGAGAAGAAAAUAAGUCGUUUGUAGUCAAACUUGAUGAAGGCUAUUGUGAUUGUAAGGAAUGGAACCAUACUGGAAUUCCCUAUAGGACAUACAACCAAACCAUGUUACCAGUGAAAGACCAAUCCUUUUGGCCAGAGUUUGCAUCCCCACAAUGCCUUCCUCCUUUGACAAGAAGAAGAUCUGGAAGGCUAACAAAUAAAAGAAAAAAGUCUGCUCAUGAAGAGCCAAUGAAGAGAUCAUCUAGGGGCAAGUGUGGAAAGUGUGGUGAAUAUGGACAUAAUACUGAAAGCCAACCAAAUUUUCCUCUUACUCAAUCAAGCCAGAAAAAUGGCUCAGUUCAAAGACCUAGUGGCUCACAUCAUAGUACUAAUCCAAGCCAAGUUGUCAAUCUUGGAAGAAACAAAAGAAAACGGGCUGUCAAAAAUACUCAGGAUCAAAUGACCGACAUUCAGUUUUUUAGUGAAGCUGAUCAGUAUGGAAUAAGACAGUUAUUAAAUGAACCUUUUAAGCAGCUACAGAAGAAAUCAAAGAAGAAACAAGAUAACAAUGAUGGUAUUGAGUUUUUGGGUGAUACAUUCAUGUUGAAUACUAAGGUAGGAGGGAAAAAACAAGUCGUGAUCAACCAGCAGGUGGUCAGUAACUCUAGGAGUGUUGAAAGGUUAUUUGAGAGCAUAAGGGCAGUAUCAUUGCUUGGAGGUGAAUUGGCCGGAAGAUUUGUAGUAGGUGAUCCAGCAAAAAGAAAAUUAAAAGUUGGAGUUUCAACAUCCCAACCAGCUCAAAGUGGAAAUGUGUCCAUUCCUGUUGUUGCCCCCAAGAUAGUAACAUUUGCAUCAGCAAAAAUAGGUGCUGCAAAACAAGUGAACUCCUUCAAUGAAGAAAGUGCACCCCGUGAUUAG
Oldenlandia corymbosa var. corymbosa is the source of this 2385-nucleotide messenger RNA. NCBI's taxonomy places the organism in Eukaryota, Viridiplantae, Streptophyta, Magnoliopsida, Gentianales, Rubiaceae. The record is from the annotation of a GenBank genome assembly.